Cynara cardunculus var. scolymus (artichoke) is the source of this 2609-nucleotide messenger RNA. RefSeq names its product conserved oligomeric Golgi complex subunit 2. The transcript has 12 exons. Lineage: Eukaryota; Viridiplantae; Streptophyta; Magnoliopsida; Asterales; Asteraceae. Bases 40 to 2340 code for a protein of 766 amino acids. Gene Ontology annotation, cellular component: COG complex; membrane. The record is from RefSeq and is a predicted model, not a curated record. Gene Ontology annotation, biological process: Golgi organization; protein transport; intra-Golgi vesicle-mediated transport.
UGCGCGGAGGGUACGGACGGCUAACUAUCUCACUCUCCGAUGGGGAUCCAGCAGGAACAGCCGCCGGUGACGCCACCCCCACUAUCUACUCCGCUGCGUACUGCCACCGCCGACCUCUUUGGUGAUCCAAUCGACUCACACCCCCUAUGGUUCAAACAAUCCUCAUUCCUUAGCCCUGAUUUCGACUCGGAAUCCUACAUCUCCGAUCUACGAACUUUUGUACCCUUUGAAACCCUAAGAUCGGAGCUUCAGUCCCAUCUUUCAUCCCUUAAACACGAACUCGUAGAGCUAAUUAACCGAGAUUAUGCUGACUUCGUGAAUCUCAGCACGAAACUUGUUGAUGUCGAUGCCGCCGUUUUGCGUAUGCGGGCACCGCUCAUUGAGAUCCGUGAGAAGAUAUUGGGGUUCCGUGGGGCGGUUGAAGGGUCGCUUUUGUCAUUACAGGGUGGGCUUAGGCAAAGAGCGGAAGCGUCUGCUGCUAGAGAGAUCUUGGAACUUUUGCUUGAUACUUCUCAUGUCGUCUCCAAGGUUGAGAAACUAAUAAAGGAGCUGCAUAGUGUGCCUGCUGAUGGAUUCAAUGGAGAUCUACAGACGGCAGAAAGGGGUCAUUUAAGUAAUGGUGUCUCUAUACAGCAUGCUGAAACUGGAAUAAUUCUCAGGGAAACCCAAAGCAUGCUUUUGGAGAGAAUUGCCAGUGAAAUGAACAGGCUAAAGUUCUACUUUGCUCAUGCCAAGAACCUGCCUUUUAUUGAGAACAUGGAAAAGAGGAUACAAAAUGCUAGCUCAUUGUUGGAUACAAGCUUGGGACACUGUUUUGUAGAUGGAUUGAUACACAAGGAUGCAAAUGCAGUAUACAAUUGCUUACGUGCUUACGCUGCUGUAGACAACACCCGAAAUGCAGAAGAGAUAUUCCGCUCAACAGUUGUGGCACCUUUAGUUCAAAAGGUGAUUCCAUACAGUGCACCAGGAGUGGUUGGUGGGUCUAUUGGGGAUGAGCUUGAAGAAGACUACAAACAAAUCAAGCAUCUUAUUGCCGAAGAUUGUACAUUUUUGUUGGAGAUUUCUUCAACAGAAAAUUCGGGUUUGCAUGUAUUUAGCUUCCUUGCCAAUUCAAUACUUAAGGAGGUUCUUUGGGCAAUCCAACAGGGAAAGCCAGGGGCCUUUUCUCCUGGAAGGCCUACUGAGUUCCUGAAAAAUUACAAAUCAAGUCUAGGUUUCCUGGCUGAUUUAGAAGGAUACUGUCCAUCUAGAUCUGCUGUUGCCAACUUUCGAGCUGAGGCUGUAUAUGUAGAUUUCAUGCGACUAUGGAACAUUGGGGUGUAUUUCUCAUUAAGAUUUCAGGAAAUUGCUGGUUCUUUAGAUUCUGCACUCGUAGGUUCUGGUCUUACCCCAAUUCAGAAGUCAGAUUCUGAGCAGGGAGGUUCUCAAUACAUGACAUUGAAGCAAAGUCUUACUCUUAUGGAAUGCCUCAGAUCCUGUUGGAGAGAAGAUGUUCUUGUCAUUUCUAUCUCCGACAAAUUUCUUCGCUUAACAUUGCAGCUUGUAUCUAGGUACGCAAAUUGGUUGUCAGCUGGACUGUCUGCUCGCAGAACACGUAACUCAGGCACCAACUCUCCAUUCGAAUGGGCCCUUGCUGCUGCUCCAGAUGAUUUUGUUUAUAUAAUUCAUGAUUUAGAUCAUCUAGCUGCAGAGGUUUGUGGCAACUACGUUGAUGACGUUUUUGAGAUUCUUAAUUCCUGCUCGACCGAAGUACUUGAUCUCGUUAAACACAGCAUUUUGCAAGGUGGAAAAUCUCUUAAAGAUCUUGUCCCUUCUGUGAUUGAUUCAAUCAUCGAAACAUUAGUUGAAAAGUCUAAUGAGGAAUUGAAACAACUGCAUGGGAUAGUUGCUGCUUACAGGAUGACUAAAAAACCACCUCCAGUGAGACAUUCGCAUUACGUGUCAGGGGUGUUGCGGCCCUUGAAGGUCUUUCUAGAUGGUGAGCGAGCAUCCACGUAUUUGACAGAAGAAACCAAAGGUAAACUCGUACAAGGUGCUGCCUUCAAGAUUACUGGUCGUUACAAUGAGUUGGCUGCUGAUAUUGUCAACACGGCAAGAAAAACAGAGACUUCCCUUCAGAGAAUACGUAAAGGUGCUCAGAGGCGAGCUGGAGCAAGCUCAGACGUGUCGGACCAUAAUGUUUCUGAAACAGAUAGAAUUUGCAUGCAGUUAUUUCUUGACAUUCAGGAAUAUGGGCGCAACCUUGCGGUUCUUGGGGUUGAAGCAGCUAAAAUUCCAGCAUACCAGUCUUUGUGGCAGUUGGUUGCCCCUCAAGAUAAACAAGGUGAAAUAAGCUUCUAGUUAUAGAGUUUUUGAUUGUAAGACACAGGAAGGAGAAGGUUUGGUUUCGAGGCGCGUAAUAUACCGAUGGUUGGAGUAGUAAGAGCAACGCAUUUCGCUCGAGUCUUAGAUUUCUUGUCAGAUUGUUUUCUGUGAGUCUCAUUGCAAUAUAUAUAUAUAUAUAUAUAUAUAUAGUUUUUUUUGUUACUGAUAAUAAUGUAUUGAAGACAAUUUUGUAACUAGUGUUGUGAUUUAUCAAUGACAUUUAUAUAUAUAUGUUCUUGGGAGCC